CCUAAAGCCACACUGAUCCAAAGUGAUUUGUCGCCCAGUCACCAUGCGAUGGUUUUGCCUGUGGGGCUCCUUUGCCAGCUUCAGGGAGCGACUGCUGCCAGGACCAUCUUCCCGAGUUGCCGAUGUCGAGAUGACUAGCAGCAGUGAGAGCACAGCAGUCCGACGAGGCAUCCCAGCACCAGAGGUCAAUGUGACAUCCGGUCGAGCUUGGGAUUUCUUGAUGAGCACCGUGGUGCUUUGUGCCUUGAUCAUCCCAACUCUGGUCAUGACUGCAGUGGUUCUGCAGGAGUGGAUCACCCGCCCUGAGCAACGAGGGUGGCUAGUUUUGGGCUUUGGCUUCUACAUCAUCACAGCUCUGAGAAGCUUGUGGAGCAUUCUGAUCCGCCUGUGCCGCCGGAUGCUCUACAUCCGUGUUGAAGUGAGCCGAUAUGCUGCAACGACCCUCUUUGAGGCCUUGACGGACUCCUUAGCCAAUGAAGCUGAGAUGCAAGGGCUUACCUGCAGUUGGGAUCAAGAAGCACUGCAAGAGCAUGACAAGCUGACCGGGAAGAUCAAGGUGAAGCUGCGGUUUUGGAGCUCGCAACCGCGGAACAUGACAAUCCGUUUAAGGGUGCCCAAAGCUCAUGGCGACAUCGAGCUUCAAGAUACAGAGGUGGAACGCCUCGACUUGGAGGUGCAGUUUAUUCCUGGUGAUGAUGUCGUUUGUGGACGAGAUAGCCGGCUGGAGCGUCGAGAGGUUCUCGUCCUCUCCGUGCGAUCCAAUCCCGAACGGGCCUUGUCGGACAAAGAGAUGCUAGUUCGAUGGAUGGAACAUGCCUAUGUUCACUACGUGAAACCCAUCGAGGAUGUUGUGAAUGUGUAUUCGUUGCAAGAAAGCAGUAGCGACUGGGUUCCAGAAUGGAAGUUUGAAAGAGUGAAGCCAUGCAAGAAUGCAAGCGCCACUGGGCAGGGCUUCUACUUGGAAAGACAUGCCUUGUACAACAUCUUGGCCGACGCCAAGCUUUGGUCUCAAACGGCUCUUCGCGUUUACAUGAUCACAGGACCUCCUGGCGUUGGGAAGUCCGAGUUCACCAUUUGGAUUGCAGGGCAGCUUGGAAUUCCAGUCUACCGACUCUGUUUGUCGAGCCCUCGCUUAUCUGAUGAUCGGCUGGCACAGCUUUUCUCCCAAUCAGCGAUCUCCUUUAACUCGAUCUUGGUGCAGGUGGACGAGUUCCAGGAGACAUUGCAGGGCUGGUUGAAGAGCGACGAGAAACGCCACUCGGGUGUCUCCGCGGGCGGUUUCUGCGAGAUGCUCCAAGGCUCCACCAGCAUGUCUCGCGGUGUCGUCAUCAUCACAGGCACAUCCGAAAUAGUUGCUGAUUGCGUAAAGAGAAGGCUCCCUGCGGUCUUUCGACGGAUCCAUUCUACAGCGGAGCUGGGCUGGAUGAAUCCUGAAGACAUCGGACAAUACUUUCGAAGAUUCCUGUGUGGCUUUAUACCCUCGUGCACAGCAGAAGAGUGGGAAAGCUGGCAACGAACAUUCUUGGAGGUGGAAUCUUGGUCAGGCAGCAGACAUGUCUCCAUUGACAUGCUCCAGCAAUAUCUCAUGCAUCAGAUCACCGAAUGCAGUUGCUUGGGCUACGGCCGGUUUGUUGUGAACGACAGCAAGUUCAUCUUCAGGGUCAACGACGAGCACAUCCAACAGGUCUUUUUGAAGAUGGCUUUCCUGUCCAACCCAUAAGGACAUGGCAAUAUGGAUUCGUCAUGGAACCCCAGAAGAACCCCGUUUGCUUUCAAGCCAAGGACGCACUUUCCUUCCGAGUAGCAACACACGGUACCAGGGUUUUUUCUUGGUCUAUCUAUAGUUUUCCACCUUCUUGACUGUAGAUGUGUUCGUCUUGUGUCCAGGUGCAACGCCCAAGAUGCAAAGAUCUUCUUGGACGACUAUUCACCUGUUGCACUUGUUCAAAAAAGUUUGCUGUCUGAAGCAUAGACAGCCAAUAGACUGAGUUUACAUGUUUUCGUGGAAUUCCUGAAGUCUUGUACUAGUUUCUCC
This is a messenger RNA of Durusdinium trenchii, 2035 nucleotides long. NCBI's taxonomy places the organism in Eukaryota, Dinophyceae, Suessiales, Symbiodiniaceae. The record is from the annotation of a GenBank genome assembly.